Messenger RNA from Fukomys damarensis (Damara mole-rat), 2581 nucleotides. It is a transcript of the gene Klf3, whose product is annotated as Kruppel like factor 3. The transcript is spliced from 6 exons. Gene Ontology annotation, molecular function: RNA polymerase II cis-regulatory region sequence-specific DNA binding; DNA-binding transcription factor activity, RNA polymerase II-specific. Lineage: Eukaryota; Metazoa; Chordata; Mammalia; Rodentia; Bathyergidae. The record is from RefSeq and is a predicted model, not a curated record. The coding region runs from base 262 to 1296 and encodes 344 amino acids. Gene Ontology annotation, biological process: regulation of transcription by RNA polymerase II.
GAGGAGAGAGGGCGGGUUGUUUGCUCACUGGAUCAUUAUAUUUCAUCUGAAACGAAAUAAUUAACUUCUCCCAUUUGCAAAACACAUUUAAUGCAAAAUAACUAAUUUAUGAGGGCCAAAGAUUUGGAAAUACCUCGUGGAGUUUAUUUCCUUUCAAACCAACCAUAGAAGACUGAGGCAGGUGAAGCCCUUGGGUGGUAUGAAAACAGGACCCGUUUCCAGGCCGAACACCAGAACACCCUAGAAGGUUUAACUAAAAGAAUGCUCAUGUUUGACCCAGUCCCUGUCAAGCAAGAGGCCAUGGACCCUGUCUCGGUGUCCUACCCAUCUAAUUACAUGGAGUCCAUGAAGCCCAGCAAGUAUGGGGUCAUUUAUUCCACACCGUUGCCUGAUAAGUUCUUCCAGACCCCAGAAGGCCUGUCGCACGGAAUACAGAUGGAGCCAGUGGACCUCACAGUGAACAAGCGUGGCUCACCUCCUUCGGCUGGGAGUUCUCCCUCCUCCCUGAAGUUCUCCUCACACCGGAGAUCAUCACCGGGGCUGAGCAUGCCUUCUUCUAGCCCGCCAAUUAAAAAGUACUCACCCUCCUCACCAGGCGUCCAGCCCUUCAGCAUGCCGCUGUCCAUGCCCCCAGUAAUGGCAGCCGCCCUCUCAAGGCAUGGAAUCCGGAGCCCAGGCAUCCUGCCCGUCAUCCAGCCAGUCGUGGUGCAACCUGUCCCCUUUAUGUACACCAGCCACCUCCAGCAGCCGCUCAUGGUCUCCUUGUCAGAGGAAAUGGAAAAUUCAAGCAGCAGCAUGCAAGUACCUGUAAUUGAAUCAUAUGAGAAGCCUAUAUUACAGAAAAAAAUUAAAAUAGAACCUGGGACCGAACCACAGAGGACAGAUUAUUAUCCUGAAGAAAUGACACCCCCUUUAAUGAACUCAGUGUCCCCCCCGCAAGCGUUAUUGCAAGAGAAUCACCCUUCAGUCAUUGUGCAGCCUGGGAAGAGACCUUUGCCUGUGGAAUCCCCAGACACACAAAGGAAGCGGAGGAUACACAGAUGCGACUAUGAUGGAUGCAACAAAGUGUACACUAAAAGCUCCCACUUGAAAGCACACAGAAGAACACAUACAGGAGAAAAACCCUACAAAUGUACAUGGGAAGGAUGCACAUGGAAGUUUGCUCGGUCUGAUGAACUCACAAGACAUUUCCGAAAACACACUGGAAUCAAACCUUUCCAGUGUCCAGACUGUGACCGCAGCUUCUCCCGUUCUGACCAUCUUGCCCUCCAUCGGAAACGCCACAUGCUAGUCUGAAAGCCUCCGUCCCGCACCUCAGCGCGACUCCCCACUCCUGGCUCUCUCUGUCCUCCCUCCUGUUAUCUAACUCAUUUUUUACAUGUACAUUUUAAUUUUGGUUCAGCUGGUCUGAACCUCUGAAUUUAUAUCAUUCAAAACUUCCAUAUGGUCAGUAGCUGAUACUCUCUAAUCCUCCCUCUCCUUACCACGGGUCAGACCUAAAGAAUGUGAACACUUUUUUUUUUCCGGGGAUGCUAAGCAAACCCUUCUUACAGAUACGUUUAAUGUAAUGAGAACAAGGGAACAUGUAAACUAACAUAAACAAUUGUCAGUUUCUCCAUGUAUUCCUCAAAAGAAUGUCAAAGUAAAUGUAUUAGAAAUACAGUAUCUAGCCUGCUAGUCCUUGCCAGAGAUACUCGCACCUCUCACCAUGAUCCCAUUUUAUGCUCGGCAGCAAAAAGAAGCUUGGUCCCCACUCACCAGUUAGCAAGACUUGCAGCAGGGGACCAUGCCAGUACAGUCACCUUGCCAUGGUCCUUCACACAUCUUGCUUCACAACCCGGAUUAUCAUCUCAUCUGAUCUAAGGCCUUUGCCCUUCUUUGUGCCUGAAGCCCACAUUGAGGGCUUUGCCACCAUUCGAUGAGCCAGAGCUGCUUAAAUAGGUGGGUGAUAGAUAGCAGUUCGCAGGGACAGAUCCCGGACUUGCCUAGCCUGGUAGGAGAAGCAGAGGGGCAGGGAGCAGGGGCUGCAUGGGAGGAAGCUGCUGGUUGCUCCUAGCUGGGGUUUGUCAGUGAGGUGUCACCGUUUGGUUAGCUCUGCAGCGCUAACCAGAGAGCUUCAGUCUCUGUGCGUGCUCAGCUGUGCGCAAACAUGCUGCAACACCAAACCCCUAUGGAGUUAUCCACACAGAUCUCCAUUCCUACAGAAUCCUUAGUAUGGACCAUCAAGUGUUGAGGGUAACAAAACCACAGAAAUAUUUGCCCAGUAGUAAAAAGUAAAGAUACUUAGGGUAAAAGUAUGUAUACUCUUGCUUUUACCCAACUUCUGUAACUUUGUAAGCGAGGUAAUGUUGAGUGGUACUUGUUUUCCCAUAUCAAAUUAAUCGCAUAGCUUUUACAUGAAACUUCAGUGUAAGUUAGUAAGGUGCCAGACUGGUUGUCAUUUGUGUUUAUGACACACGUCAUAAAUUAGCAUCUGCUAAAGCUUAAGGACAUUUGUUCAAGUAAGACCUGAGUAGCAGUCUUUGUAAAUAUGACUAGUUGUGAAGCACAUACACCUUUAUUUUAGGGGCAGGUUUCUGAA